UCAUGUUUUUGUUAUAUUCCGUGUGGUGAUAAUCGUGAAGUUUUUUUUUACAUAUUUACAAUGAAUUUCCUUUAAUUUCUUAUAAGACUAAUCAAUUUACGCGAGUUUCUUAGAAUAUUUUCGAAUAAUGUUAAUACUGGUGUGGUAAUCACUUAUAAAACUGUCGACCGAUUCUCUAGCCGGCAACGAAAUGCUUACAAAUGGGUUAUUGUUUUAUGCGCUGUGGAUUUUAGCUGCGUUGACAAUAAGACAUGUGGAAAGUGCGCAAAUACCGAAUGACUCGAUAAAGUCGCCAAAGGACAGGUAUAUUUUAUCGACGAGCGGUUGCGGACCCCUGGAGAAACAAUGCUCGCAUCUUGAUGAUGACCUCGCCCUUCUUUCGUGCGCCCUCAAUGCCUGUCACAACAACAAGACUCAAGUACCGGUCAGCUGCCAACACAGAAUAUGGACUCACCAAGCUGAACUCAUUGACAAUAGUUUCCUGGAUUAUAAACUGAAGGACCCCUGCCAAGAUGAACUAGCCAUACUAGAAUGCUUAAGCCCUACAGAGUUUGGUAUCGACUGCAUAUUGAAACGUAAAUCUAGUGUGAGAGACAAAAGUUGUUGGAGAACUAUCAAUAAAAUUGAGUCUUUAAUUCUUAAUGAUUGGCAAAUAACUAAUAACUUUUUGAGGAACUGCUUGGAUGAUAUUCAGGGUCACACCUGCGGCAGGAUACCACAAGAUGUGAGAAGUCUGUCACAAACUCAGACAUUGAAAUGUCUUCUGACCAAAGAACCAUUAUUGAAGCCAGAAUGCCAGUCUGAAAUGACUGCACUCAAUGAAAUGAAAUAUGCUACACUGCAACUGGAUAAAAUAAUAUUUGCAGCUUGUAAUUUGGAUCAAAAAAACUUCUGUCCAGAUGAAGUUCCAGGAUCAUGGCUAAUGUACAAAUGUCUUGUAAAACAUAAAUUUGAGAGUGCUAUGACUAGAAGAUGCCAAGACCAAUUGUUUUAUGAUCAAAGAAGUAUGGUGAUGAAUUAUAAAAAUAGUAAAGGUUUAGUCAAAUCUUGUAAAGAAGACAUUAGAAAAUAUCACUGCAGAAAAGGAGUUGUGGAUGAUAAGGAUGUGAGACUUGCACAAAUCUUGCUCUGUUUAGAGAAUGUCUCAAGAAAUGAAACUACUAAGUUGUCACCAGAGUGCAUGUCUGAAAUGACUGACCAUAGGAAAAUGCUCAUGGAUGAUUACAGGUUGUCUCCAGAGUUAAUGCAAAAUUGUGCCAAUGAUAUAAAAACACUUUGCAGAGGUAUUGAAGCUGGUGGAAAAACAAUUCAUUGCCUAAUGGCUCAUGCAAGGCCAAGAAAAAGGAAAGAAAAGCGGAUAAGUGUGGUAUGUCAGAAGUCUCUGGAAACUCUUGUGCAAGAGGCUGAUCCAGGUGAAGACUGGAGAGUUGACCCUGUACUGAGAAAGGCCUGUAAGCCUGUUGUAGACCAAGCAUGUAGGGAAAUCAAUGGUGGUAAUGGCAGGGUAAUGUCCUGUCUCAUGGAAAAACUUGGAACCAAAUUCAUGACUAAUGAUUGUGAAACAGCUUUAUUGCAAAUUCAGUACUUUAUAUCUAGAGACUUCAAGCUCGAUCCUCAGUUAUACAAAGCAUGCAAAUUUGAUGCAGUCACUCAGUGCAAGGCAAAACUUCAAUGGGCCGACCCUAAUGAACACCAGUCUGAAAAGGAUCCUUUAGUUUUACCAUGCCUAUACAACUAUGCAUAUAACUCAGACUUGAGAGGUAAAUUGAAACCUGCCUGUGAGCAACAAGUGAGAAGAGUAAUGAGGCAGAGAGCAGUCAGUGUAGAUUUACUGCCAGAGAUUGAAGACUUUUGCAUAGAUGACUUAGCUAAUUUGUGUUUCGAAAAUACUGGCAAAGGGGAAGAGAUUUUGUGUCUACAGAACAAAAUAAAAGAUUUAUCACCCAAAUGUAAAGAAGUUGUGACAAACUUUACAGAAACACAGAGUGGUCACAUUGAACUCAAUGCUGUUGUAAAUAUAAAUUGUAGAGUUUCUAUAGAGAGGUUGUGCUCUUCUGAGCUGAAGAGCAAGAAAGACGAAGAUGAUGUCAUGGAGUGCCUGAUCUCCCACAAGAAUGACCCAGAGAUAAAGGCAAACCCCAAAUGUCGCGCAGCUAUAGAACAUGAACAAUUGAUCUCAUUAAAAAAUUAUAGGUUUACAAGGAAAUUCAAAAAUGCCUGCAAGUCCUAUGUUGUAAGGUAUUGUCCGAAGGCACAAAAUAAGAGUCAAGUGGUUGCAUGUUUAAGUGAGAUAGUAAGAAAUGACACAAUCACAAGGAAGAAGCAUACAAUAUUCAAAGAUUGUAGACAGCAGCUGAGAAGUCAACUCUUUCAACAAAAGGAAAAUAUAGAUUUGGACCCAGAGCUAAAAGAAGCAUGUCAGAAAGAUUUGCUGAUCUACUGUGAUAAGGUUCCCAAUGCAGAAGCUGCAGCACUGGAAUGUCUCCAAACAGCUUCUGGCAAAUUGUCUGAUGGAUGCAGAAGAGCAAUUUUUGUGGUAAAAAAACAAGAGUUCAUAGAUAAUGCUGUUGACUACCACUUAAUAACAAGUUGCAAUGACAUGAUAGACAUGUACUGUCAUAAUACUGAAGCAUCCAAGAUACUUGACUGUCUAAAGGCCCAUCGUCAGAAACCAGACUUUAAUGAGAACUGCAAGAUUGUUAUAGUGAACAGAAUGAUUGAACAAAAUGCUGAUUAUCGUUUCAAUAAUAAUUUGCAAAGUGCUUGCAAAACAGAUAUAAAGAAAUUCUGUACUGAAGUAAUUGCAAAUGAACCACAAGACAUCGAACUUCAAGGCAAAGUCUUAUAUUGUCUCAAAGAUAAGUUUAGAGAAUCGAAACUGACAAAAUCAUGCGAGAAUGAGUUAGCAAAUGUUUUAAAGGAGCAGGCCCUGAACUAUCGCCUUGAUCCACUUCUAGGGAAAUUGUGCAAAGCAGAAAUACAAACCAUAUGUGCUGUACCUAAUGACUCCAUAACUAACUCUGAUGGACAGGUUGAAGAGUGCCUGAAGAAUGCACUUUUGAAUCAUAAAAUCGUAUCGGCUGAGUGUGCACGAGAGGUGGUCCAAAUAAUAGAAGAAGCAGAAGUUGAUAUAGAGGCUGACCCACUUCUUGAGCGUGCAUGUGCACAGGAUUUGCUCACAUACUGCUUAGAUCUGGAACAUGGUGCUGGCAGACGCCUCAAAUGUCUGAAAAUAAUUUUAAAUGAUAGUAAUAGAAAACUGGAACCUGAAUGUGAGAAGGAACUGUCAAAAAGAUUAGAAAUGUAUAGAUAUGUAGCUGCUGUAAGUAAAUGUGAUAGAAAACCUAGGUGAUGUGUAUAAGGAGAUAUCAAUUUCACCAGCAAAAAAAUACUUCCUAGUUGUAGGCAUGUCUAUUGUAGGUUUAAUUUUUAUAUUUGGUUUAUAUUGUGGCCGCUUGACUAAGAGAGCUAUGUAUGUUAAGAGAAAAUAGAACAAAUUUAUCUUUAUAUCAAAUCAAUAAAUAAGUCAAUAGAUAUUUUAGUUUA
Molecule: messenger RNA, 3546 nt
Organism: Pectinophora gossypiella (pink bollworm)
Lineage: Eukaryota; Metazoa; Arthropoda; Insecta; Lepidoptera; Gelechiidae
Gene: Glg1
Product: Golgi apparatus protein 1
Exons: 7
Coding region: 191-3352 (1053 amino acids)
Cellular component (GO): Golgi membrane
Molecular function (GO): fibroblast growth factor binding
Source: RefSeq, a predicted model, not a curated record